GCCCAUUUACCAUCUCAUGCUCAGCAUUUUGGAGGAAGAGGCCCCAAAAAGCAUUAGAACCGGAUUCUCACUGAACUAGGAGUAAUAAUAAAGAGUAGAAGAUGAUCAUCACGGUCAAGACCUUACAACAGAAGACUUUUAAGAUAGAGAUAGAGGAAUCAGCCUCGGUUUUAGAUUUGAAAAAGGCGAUAGAGGCGAACCAAGGAGAAGCAUUCCCAGCUGCAGGCCAGAAAUUAAUAUAUUCAGGUAAAAUUUUAAAUGAUUCCCAGCCACUAUCAGACUACAGUAUCCAGGAGUCGAAUUUUGUCGUCGUCAUGGUGAGCAAGAUAAAGCCAGCUCCUGCUCCGACGCCAAAACCACAAGAAACUUCCAGCACCUCUAGCAGUAGUACCCCGUCCACAAGUGGCGCUACGCCCCAACCAUCGUCCAGUGCAACAGCUCCAACUACCACUAGUGCCCCAAGUGGUACGACUGGUACUGAGUCCACUGACGGUGGAGCUGGUGGGGGACAGACAAGCUCAACGGCUUCCUCAUCCUCAGAAUUUGACCAAGCCUUGUCGACACUAGUUACUGGUACUGAUUACGAGAGGACCGUUAAUGAUAUGGUUGGAAUGGGAUUCAUGAGAAACGAUGUUGUCCGUGCCCUCCAGGCUAGCUACAACAAUCCAACAAGAGCUAUGGAGUAUCUAUGUGGGGAACGUCCCAUGCCCACACUUGAGGAAGAGGCGGAGCCUCAACCCCGGGGUAGCGGAGCCGGGGGACAACAAGUCCCUCUCACGUCCUCUCCCCCUCAAGCUCCUCCCACUCAGAGACCAGCCGGUCAAUCCCAACAGUCAACGCCUCCUUCAGCUGCUCCUCGUCCUCCUCAGGGAGGCCUAUCAGCUGGAGGUGGUCAGAGCGCAUCAAACGUGUUGCAGGGAUUAAGUCAAUUGCCACAGUUUCAAGCCCUGAGGGCUGCAGUCCAGCAGAACCCAGGACUACUACCUAGUCUCCUUCAAGAAAUAGGACAGCACAAUCCUGAGCUACUCCAGUUGAUAAACCAGAAUCAGCAAGAGUUUGUUGAUCUGUUGAAUCAGCCGCCACAACCAAUAGGUUCUGGUCAGGAGCUGCCCCCAGGGACUGUCUCAAUACAAGUAACACAAGAAGAAAGAGAAGCCAUUGAUAGGUUAAAAGCUUUAGGUUUUCCAGAGGGAGAGGUCAUACAGGCUUAUUUGGCAUGUGAUAAAAAUGAGACGUUAGCUGCUAAUCUGUUGCUUAGUUCAGCAGAUGAUCCUGAACCCGGCCACGAUCCAGGAAGUGGGCAAGGCCAUGAUACUGACUCCGCCCAGUAAUUAAUUCUCUAGUUAUUAAUUGUUGUUAAUCGGUCAUUGCGUCUUUUUUGUCUGUCUCUGUGUGUCUACUUGUAUUAUGUUAGCACUGAUAAUACAUAAACAUAAAUAAAUAAAUUAUUAUUAUUAUUAUUAUUAUAGUAAUUGCUAAAGUUCCUAUUGUUGACCCUUUAUUAUCUUAACUUCAUUUGUACUACUUGA
This is a messenger RNA of Amphimedon queenslandica, 1529 nucleotides long. RefSeq names its product UV excision repair protein RAD23 homolog A-like. The coding region runs from base 102 to 1331 and encodes 409 amino acids. The transcript is spliced from 10 exons. Gene Ontology annotation, cellular component: nucleoplasm; cytosol. Gene Ontology annotation, biological process: nucleotide-excision repair; proteasome-mediated ubiquitin-dependent protein catabolic process. Gene Ontology annotation, molecular function: ubiquitin binding; polyubiquitin modification-dependent protein binding; damaged DNA binding. Lineage: Eukaryota; Metazoa; Porifera; Demospongiae; Haplosclerida; Niphatidae. The record is from RefSeq and is a predicted model, not a curated record.